Molecule: messenger RNA, 861 nt
Organism: Brachypodium distachyon (stiff brome)
Lineage: Eukaryota; Viridiplantae; Streptophyta; Magnoliopsida; Poales; Poaceae
Exons: 1
Coding region: 1-861 (286 amino acids)
Source: RefSeq, a predicted model, not a curated record
AUGGCCCUCAGCGCCCGCCGCAUGCCAACGAUGCCACUGACUGAGCAACCAGCUCUACCGGCGGUGGUCUCGCCUGGCUGCGGACUCAGCCCCGAUGAGGAGUGCCUCGCAGUUUCUCUCUUGAUGCUGUCCCGCGGCGUUCGUGAGGAUCCUCCUCUGGCGUUCCUCGCGGACGACGUUGCAGAGCCCCCGGCGCCCGCGGCACCGCUCGUAGCCCACCAAGCGGCGCCAGCUGCAGCGGUGGCCAGCCAAGCACCGGCGGCUUCGGUGGACGUGGUUGCCCCAAGCCCACCUUCCACGCCGGUGGUCGCCGCCGCCCGUGCAAGCGUAGGCCGCGAUGAGGUAAUCCUGACUGUGCAAUCCCCUUCCCCGGUGUUGGCACCGGCGGACAUGGUUACUACUACUACCCCGAGCCUAACCCCCAGGCAACAAGUGCCACCGUCCCCGGCAGUCGCUGUCGGACCAAAUAAUGUACUACCGGCAGAGCAGGAGGUGGUGACAGAAGAAGAACAAGCCCUGGCCGCGGAGAUCCAAGCGCCAGAACAGCAAGAGACGCUGGCGGUGGGUUCUUCUUCGAGCUCCCGCGGCAGACAACAACCCCCGCGGCACGAAUGCGGGGUCUGCCGGAAGACGUUCAGCACGUCCCGGGGCCUGAAAGUCCACGUGACGAGCCAUCCGGACCGAGGGAGGCUGUACCCGUGCGAGUUCUGCGCCGCGGUUUUCCCCAGCUCCUCCGCGCUCCGUUGGCACGUCAGGCGCAGCCAGGCCUGCGGCGGGAGCAAGCCGAGAAAGCUUCGAGCCGCGGCCGCCGCGGCGAUCGCGUGGCACAGGAUGGACCUCAACGACAUGCCGGAGGUUUAA